Microbotryum saponariae is the source of this 1240-nucleotide messenger RNA. The record is from the annotation of a GenBank genome assembly. NCBI's taxonomy places the organism in Eukaryota, Fungi, Basidiomycota, Microbotryomycetes, Microbotryales, Microbotryaceae.
AUGUUGCUCUGCGUCGCCUGUUCCGCGACGCUCGACUCAUCGACUUGCAGCGUCCCUUCCGACUCUGAGAAGGUCUUGCCUCCACAUCAUUUCGUCGAGUGCGGGCAUGCGGUGUGUGGUGCUUGUGUGGCGCAGAGACGCUCGUUGGCGAGCGUGAGUGCGAGCACUGAGACAUUUGUGUGGCGUCAGAAGGGACUGCAUGAACUGAAAGCUUGGUUUGAUUUGCGUGACAGGCUUGCAUCAUGUGCAGAACGACACAUGACAUAUUGACCGGCGGCUCCUCCUCCGGGUCCCGAUCCGCAAGGCAUCGUCGACCGGGAACCGACCCAACGAAACCCACGUCGUCUUCAACACCACCCAAGGCGACAGCUGAUGAUCGAGCACCCCCUUCUUACAAUGAGAGAGGCGACAAUGGCUUCACCCUUGGUGAGCUUUCCCAUGGUGAAGAUGCCACAUCCGACCGAGACGCGGCGCCCCCACCGAUCGACGACGACGAUUCGCACUCUCCCCCCACUUAUCACCAAGUGGCGGCGCCACCUGGUUUCGAGGGCGGGGUGAUCACCAACUCGGAUGGGAAUCAGACCAACGAAAAGGGGAUGCACGGCGAACAAUGCACUUUGCACUAUCUCAAACCGAACGACACUUUGCUGGGUUUAGCAUUGCAUUACAAAGUCGACGUGAGCCAUCGACCCGGAAUUUGCCUUCCGCGUCUCUGGACUAAAUUCUCUUACUCCGACGACCUUUUGGCCAGCCCCCAACCCUAGCCAAAAUGAACAAGCUCCCCAUCUCGACCUUAUCCACCACACCUCAACUCUUACACACCCUCCCCUUCCUAUUCCUACCUCCCUCCGUCACCUCGUCCUCGUCCUCCAAGCCGAUCCUCCCCGCCGCCGAAGAACGACGUCGUCUCAUCAUCCGUCGGUUCCAAAUGCAUACGCGGUGUUCCGACUGGGCCCUAGCCAAAGCUUACGUUGAUCAAGUGUACCAAGCACGCGCUCGAGAGCUAGAGAUGAUCGAUCCCGAUAGGAGGCCGGGAGGGGACAUGGAGGAAACGGUUCGGGGUGGGGAAUUGGAACAAGCGCUCGAAGCAUGGAAGAAGGAUGAGGAAUGGGAGAGGAGUCAAGUUGAAGCUUCAAAGAAGGGGAAGGGGAAGGGGAAGGCAGAGGUUACGAUCGGGAGUAGGAUGAAGAGUACGGGGCAGGUCGAGGCCAAGGUCAAGGGGUGGAGUUGGCCGAGGUGA